Messenger RNA from Paramormyrops kingsleyae, 2550 nucleotides. The record is from RefSeq and is a predicted model, not a curated record. NCBI's taxonomy places the organism in Eukaryota, Metazoa, Chordata, Actinopteri, Osteoglossiformes, Mormyridae.
CUGCAUGCCCGUACUCUACAUGCCCGCACUCUACAUGCCCGUACGCUACAUGCCCGUACGCUACAUGCCCGUACGCUACAUGCCCAGGUCCUCAAAUAUCUACAGAUUAAACUGCAGAACCGGGGGGCUUGUUCUUAGAUGUUGGUUUUGCACCUUUGUUAAAUUUAUAUUAAUGUGGGUGCAUUCAUAUACAGUAGUCCCCCGUAUCCCCAGGGGAUACAAUCCAAGACUGCAGAUAAUAGCGAACCUGCCGCAGCCCCCACAUAUAACCUGAUUUUCAUGUUCAUACAUAAGUUCAAAGAUUAAUUGAUAAGUUACACACAGUAAGACAUUACCAACAUUAAAUACAGUGGUAAUAAAGUACAUUGUACAUUAUUAUAUAGCGCUGUACAGUACUGUACUCUCGAAUGAAAGCUUAAUUCUGAAGGACAAUAGAGGGAUGAAAAAAUAUCGUGUCAAGGGACAGCAGAGCUUCAUAUGCACUGCGAUUACGCAGCAACAAAUGCGAGCAUCGAAAACACGAGAGGCAGUCUGGAUGAGAGUUUUGCAGGGAAGUGUGGGAAUGGUGAGAAAGGGAGAAGUCGUGAUGAGCACAUCCUGGCCGAUUUCACCGUGUUACAGCCUGUCCUCGCUUGGCGCGCGGUUUGAAACUUACGAACCAUUUGUUUAUGGAAUUCUCAGUUUUAUUUUCAGAGCGCGGGUAACAGAGAUUGCCCAUACAGGGGUCCCUCUGUAUAUAUGUGUUAAACUGAAACGGAUUGAAUGAGCUUGUCUUUCGUCUCUAAAUGGACCUCCUGCGUCUGCUAUGGCAGCUGCCUCCGGGGACGUCCAGGCCUAUCAGAUCCGCACGGCCCCCACCAACACCAUCGCUCCCGGGGUGGUCAUGGCCACCUCUCCCGCCAUCCCCGCCCAGGGUGGCGCUGAAGAGGCAACUCGCAAGAGGGAAGUGCGUCUCAUGAAGAACAGGGAGGCUGCCCGGGAAUGCCGCAGGAAGAAGAAGGAGUAUGUCAAAUGCCUGGAGAACCGCGUGGCGGUGUUGGAGAACCAGAACAAGACCCUCAUCGAGGAGCUGAAAGCGCUUAAAGACCUGUACUGCCAUAAGUCAGAGUAGUCCUCGUCCCGCCGCUCCAGAGACUUAGCCCCCCCUGGGCAUGAACAUUUGUUUAUUUUCUAUGUUUUUAAAGCUAUGAGCCCCCGAUGCAAGAGGCCAACCAUAGGAAGUAACUGUAACUCUAAGCUCCUUUGUCUCUUUCUGCUUUUGUGGAUCGCAACCUUCAAAGGGGCACCUUGAAUCUCGAGUGAGCACCCGCAGUCGUCGCUGAGCGGGAUAGUGGCUGGCAGCGGUGCAGACGUGCAGAGCUUUUCCCUGGGGAGGAGUCUGUACCCCUGCGCUCCCCCAUGUACAGUUGGCUGGUGCGUGUACUCAGGCAGACUGUCAGAGCGGGACACCACAGCGGCCCCCGGGGAAGGACAGCCGUACUUCUGUCUGCUGGCUGUGUGUCAGAGCCGGCCGCUCGGACGCUGUUGUUGGGAAGGUGUUCUGCAGAUUGCUACAGAUAUUUGUACUGAAAUUUCGGCCUGUUUCCCAUUUUACCAUUUAAGUAUUUUUUUAAAUAGCUGGUAAGCAUGCAGAUCAAAAACAAAGUUACGAUAAUGACAGCAGUUGGGGCUUGUAGGUAUCUGAAUACUGGCAUUUUGUCCCAAUCAGGUUAAACCUAGUCGCAGGGCCCCAUGAAGACUGACAAGGACAGUCAGGAAGAGCAUGAGGAAUCUGCUUAUAGUCUAUUUCUAUGCCUGCUCCUUCUUCAGUCUGGCACAUUCGUCGCAGGAUGUUGCCCAGGUUCUGUCAAUCAAACCGUAGCAUUACAAGCCAGAAAGGAACCUCACAUGGGAUCGAUAGACUCAGUGCCCCAUCCCCCCCGCCCCCCUGCCCGUGGCUUUGUGAAUCCAUAGAAUCCACAGCAGACGCCCAGGAGGUGCCGACCUGAGGUCUGUAAACUGGUUUCCUGUACCAGAAUCAGCAAUGCCCACAAAUCAUCGCUCAUCUCAGAUAAUUCUUAUUGAAAACGUGCCCCCGUAGAAGAAGAAAAAAUCGACCGUUUUGAUCUUCAUGGUUUCUUCAUUGAGUGAUGUUAAAGUAUAAAUUGCCUUUGUUUUCUGGCCUGAAGCAUUUCUGUGCAUCUCCAAUGUGCAGUGUGGGGGCUUUUGGGGGGGGGGGCAGGAUACAUUGUGUUCAUUCAUGAGUGCUGUAUUUUAUCAUUCAUUUUUAUUGUGAUAUGAUUACAUAGAGCUGAGGUUCCCAGUUCAUAUUUUUCCACAGUAGUGUAUUUUUGUAUUUUUUUUUAGUAUUUGUUUAUUUUGUAUGUCUAGGUCAUAACCCGUACAUAUUUUAAUUUACUUGAUAUAACUAAAAUGUGUUCAGAGUUGGGCAGCAUGGUGGAUAGCACUGUCACAGCACUGUCACAGCACACUUCUAAGAAUGCGGGUUCAGUUUUAUGUCUGUUACAUGAUUAAAACAUCCAUGCAUCCAGCUACUCCUGAUGAAGAUCA